Molecule: messenger RNA, 228 nt
Organism: Porites evermanni
Lineage: Eukaryota; Metazoa; Cnidaria; Anthozoa; Scleractinia; Poritidae
Source: the annotation of a GenBank genome assembly
AUGUCUUUUCUGCAAGUCUCUCAAGAUAGUCAUUUUCCUUUACAAAAUCUGCCAUAUGGAGUGUUUUCAACAUCUGUUAAUGUGAGUACAUUGAAUGGUGUUCUUUUAAUAGAAUCGAUUUUCUCUUGAAGUGUUGCUAUGCGUCCCUUUAUCUUUUAGCCAAGGCAUCGCAUUGGAGUUGCAAUAGGCGAACAUGUCUUAGAUUUGUGUGGAAUUUCUGAAUUUUUC